Alexandromys fortis (reed vole) is the source of this 4321-nucleotide messenger RNA. RefSeq names its product inositol hexakisphosphate and diphosphoinositol-pentakisphosphate kinase 1. The transcript has 12 exons. Gene Ontology annotation, molecular function: inositol hexakisphosphate kinase activity; diphosphoinositol pentakisphosphate kinase activity; 5-diphosphoinositol pentakisphosphate 1-kinase activity. Gene Ontology annotation, biological process: inositol metabolic process; inositol phosphate biosynthetic process. The record is from RefSeq and is a predicted model, not a curated record. Lineage: Eukaryota; Metazoa; Chordata; Mammalia; Rodentia; Cricetidae. Gene Ontology annotation, cellular component: cytosol. Bases 3213 to 4277 code for a protein of 354 amino acids.
CGUGCGCCAGAAGCCGAGGGAAGGGAGGACCAGCGGGCGCUGGAAGCUGGCGGAGUGAGGGAAGGGACUGGCUGGCCAGGGGAGAAGGUCUGCUGAGGAAUGGAUUACUGUGGAGAGGUGAGCCUCCAGAAGGGCUAGUCGGAGGAAGGGAGCUCUCAUUAUAGGGGAUCCUCGCUGUAGGGGGCCAUUAAGUGUUCGUCAUUAAGGGAAUGAUGCUACCCAGUAUACCCUGGAGGCUGAGGCAGGAAGAUUCUAAGUUCAAGGCUAUCCUGUGCUACACAGAGCCUGUCUCAAAAAAAAAAAAAAAAGUGUUAGCCAGUGUGAUGACUCAUGUGCAGGUUUGAAGUGUUGUUUACUUCUGGGAGUCCCUGAGUGGGAGAAUUGGCUGGAUUCAUUGCAUUAAUUGAACAGUGAUUGGGGUGCAGCAGUCAGUGUGGGGAGUAAGGUAAGGGGAGUCAGUGAAGAGCCGUUAUCACAGAUUGGGGAGAGAAGGCGGAAUGAGUGAGCUACACUGAGACCGGCCGGCAGCAGAUGGAAGACUGGUAUCAGAAUAAGGAAUAUGUCAGAAACAUUCAACUCGCCUGCGGAAGGAAGUGGGAAGCAGGCAGAGAGGCCCACGCCACUGAUCCCAACACUUGGGAGACUGAGGGAGGACUAUCGCCCGCCUUGAGUUUGAGGCCAGCCUGAGUUACAGAGUGAGACACUGCCUCCAAACAAUGGGGGAAGAGUAGGCAGGGAGGCAUGGGGCGGGACUUCACUUUUGAAGGUGAGAAAAUUCCAUAUUGGUGGUGGAGUGAGGAGUUUCUGUGUUGGUUUCCUUUUACUAUUGUUGGAGCCUCUAUCAAAUGCAAGGUGAUGCCAAGAAAUGGAUUCACGCAGACUGCCCUCCACUCUAGGAGCUGAAGAAGUUGCGGUUGGCUGUUGCCCUAGCCCUCUCCAGAUCUAAUUUAGCGUUGGUGCUCCUUAGAUUGCCUUCUUGUUUCCUCCAACCCCUUCCCUCCCUUCCAAAGCAAGACUGCCCUUUAGCCUGGUGUAGACUCUGUCGCUUUCUUAUGCAACGAAGUUUGGGGAGAACAUGAAGGGGAAAGAGCACAUCAAACAGGAAAGUGUUUUUUUGGGAACACCACAUUAAAACCCCAGCCUCUCCCAGAAGUACAUCCAAAUAAAGCCUGGCUUUGUCAUAGCUAUUCCUGCCAGGCUUCUAUGUUUGCUUUGUUAACUAUGAAUUUGGACCUUCAUCUUCUUUCAGUCUGUGUUUGUGAACAGACUUCUCCAUCCUAUUGUCUCCCAUCACAGGGUUCUAGUAGAAUUCCACGAGCAUGGCUGGAUAUUGUUUAAAAACAAACAUACAAACAAACAAACAAAAAAACCCAAACAAACAGGGAAGACUUAAAGGGCAAGUAGAGAAGGAAUCUUAGACGUGGGGAGAGCUCCUGGUUCAGAAAAGGCACAAAGAAUGUGAUGAAAUUCUAAUUGGGGAAGUUGUGAGGUAUCUUUGGGAAUGCCACGGUUAGGUCACUUACAGGGAAUUCAAAGAGACGGUCUGUCAGUCAGGAGGAGUGGUGUCUGCAGAAUGUUCUGUCUGUGGUUGAGCAAUAGAAGCAUGACAUGGGGAGGCCGAGAUGGCCAAGGUCUAUAGAAAUCUAUAAUUUUCUAAUCAAAGCUGCAACCCUCGUUGUAAUGGCAGAUUUUAAAAUUAAAAUGGAGAGAGGAAUUAUGGAAGCCUUUAAAACGCUGUACGUUAACUAAUUCGCAAAAGGAGUUCUUGGCUUCAUUGGGGCUGGCAGUGUUUCUGAGAACUUCUAUGGAACAUGGAAAAUUUCUGUUGAGUGACUCCAUUUUAUUUUUGGAAAAUAAUAAUGAUUGCUCAUACCCUUACAAUUCAUUAUUAGCAAAUGUUAGCCUUGUGUGUAUAAGCUUCGGAUCUUUUGGAGUUUUGAAAAUAGACAUUUAUUUAUAGGCAAGAUUGUAUAGGUAUCGUCGGAAACUCGCCGCCAUUCUUGCUUCUCUUCAAAUGUAACUACUGUUACAGAUUGGAUGUCUUUUCAGUCCAUUUUAAAAAUUAUGCCAUUUUAAAAAUUAUAUAUUUUGUUUCGUUUUGGGGCUGGUCUCACUGUGGUUCUGGCUGGCCUGGAACUCACAAUGUAGACCAGGACAGCCCUGAACUCACAGAAGUCUCCCUGCUUCUGCCUCCCAAGUUCAGGUACUGAAGGCGUGCACCACCACACCCAGAGUCAAUCUUUUUUUUUUUUUUUUUCAAUUUAAACAUGUGGUUUAAUAAUAAUAAAAUAAAUAUCUAUAUGACAAUGAUGUACAUUCUUUAUGUUGUAUUUACUAAAUUUUCAUAAACAUAAUUAUAUGAAUAAAAGCAAUCUCAGUAAGUAUUAUUGAAUACUAUGACAAUAUCGUAGCAUUUGAAGUACCACAUUUAAGUUACAGAUUAUUUAUUUUAUUAUGGAACUUUUAAUGAUAAUAAAAUGAUGAUGGCAUUGAUAAACAUUGUACAUGGUUGCAUAAAAUAUGAUUUCAAUUUUCUAUGUAUAAAGGUACAAUAUUGUCUUUGUAAAACAUUGUUAAAAUAUGUAAUUUUAUGACUGUCAUAAUAAUGAAAGCAUUAGUACUUUAAUUUUUCUUAUAAUGUCUUUUAACUUAAUCAGAUAGACAAUGUUUAUCAGAUUCAAUCUUUUAAAUGGCUACUAAGUGGGGGCUGGAAAGAUGGCUUAGUGAUUAAGAUCCCUGGUUGUUCUUUCAGGGGACCCGGGUUCCAUUCCCAGCACGAAUGUGUACAGAGACACCUGCAGUGUAGCUGCUGCUCUAACAGACCUUGUCUUAGGCUAGCGUUGAUCUUGCAGUACUAAAGGGCUGGAUGGACCACGGAGAUUGUGGUUUGAACGGAUUGAGAACUGCUGUAUGAUGUGGGUGAAGGAGAAAGGGCAAGCACAGGAGAUGUUAGUGUCCUGAUACAAUGCUUAGCGUGAAGGGUGUCCUGGAGAAAUGUUUCUUGAGCUAAUAGCAGGAAUCAACAGUAGCCUUCCUUGGAGAACUGCUUCUUCUAUUUGCUGCCUGGAGUUAACAUUGUUUCCUGCUGGCAGAAUCAGGGACAUGCCAGCACUUUCCCUGUACCCCAUCCCUACCCACUGCAAGGGCGCUGGAUUCUAAGCUGAUGGGGUACUCACUUCUGCAGAGCGGGAUGAGUGGGUGUUCCGGCGGGGAUGUGGUCAUUGACGGCCAAUGAGGACGAGAGCAGUGCGGCCCACUUCUUCCUCGGAGCUGGAGAUGAGGGCUUGGGCACCUGUGGAAUAGGCAUGAGGAUGGAAGAGAGUGACAGUGAGCUCCUUGAGGACGAGGAGGAUGAAGUGCCUCCAGAACCUCAAAUUAUUGUUGGCAUCUGUGCCAUGACCAAGAAAUCCAAGUCCAAGCCGAUGACUCAGAUCCUAGAGCGACUCUGCAGGUUUGACUACCUGACUGUCGUCAUCCUGGGAGAGGACGUCAUCCUCAACGAGCCCGUGGAGAACUGGCCAUCCUGCCACUGCCUCAUUUCUUUCCACUCCAAAGGCUUUCCUCUGGACAAAGCUGUUGCUUACUCCAAGCUUCGAAACCCCUUCCUUAUCAAUGAUCUGGCCAUGCAGUAUUACAUCCAAGAUAGGAGGGAGGUGUACCGGAUCCUGCAGGAGGAGGGUAUUGAUCUGCCAAGAUAUGCCGUACUCAACCGCGACCCCGCCUGUCCUGAGGAGUGCAGCCUGAUAGAAGGUGAAGACCAGGUGGAGGUCAAUGGAGCUGUCUUUCCCAAGCCCUUUGUGGAGAAGCCAGUGAGUGCAGAGGACCACAAUGUCUAUAUCUACUACCCCAGCUCUGCUGGAGGAGGAAGCCAGCGCCUCUUUCGUAAGAUCGGCAGUCGGAGCAGUGUUUACUCUCCCGAGAGCAGCGUCCGGAAGACAGGAUCAUACAUCUAUGAGGAGUUUAUGCCAACAGAUGGCACAGAUGUUAAGGUGUAUACAGUGGGGCCUGACUAUGCCCAUGCUGAAGCUAGAAAGUCUCCAGCUUUGGAUGGGAAGGUUGAACGGGACAGUGAGGGGAAAGAGGUGCGCUAUCCAGUCAUGCUGACCGCCAUGGAAAAGCUGGUAGCCAGGAAAGUCUGCGUAGCUUUUAAGCAAACAGUCUGUGGAUUUGACCUUCUUCGUGCCAACGGUCACUCCUUUGUGUGUGACGUCAACGGCUUUAGCUUUGUCAAGAACUCGAUGAAAUAUUAUGAUGAUUGUGCCAAGAUUCUGGGGUAAGAGACAUAGUGGGCAAGGGUACGGGGAAGAGGGCUCAGGAGUUU